AUGCUUCAGGCCAAGAAAGCCCGCGCUGCAGGACCCCCGACAGAUGAACCCUCAACCAAUGAUACACCACCUCUUUCUCCUCUCGAGCAGCAGACUCCCUCUACUCCUGUCGGGUCGUCACUGUCUCCACCGGCCCCAACUGACCAGACUCAGCAGGCUGGUCCUGCUUCCAUUGGGGGCGACAUAUCAAGUUGCGCCUUAAGAUUGAUCAAAGACAGGAAAAUUCUAACCCUUACUGUUGGUCGGCUCCGCUCGGGUGCCGCCACUAAGCAGUCCAGGACUUUGGAGCAACGACACAUUGAAGAACUCAAAGCUGCCGAAGCAAAAUACGCUGAGCAGCUUGAGGCGGUGCUCGAGGAGAAGAAUAAGCUGGCUACGGAGCUAAGGGAGAAGCAGAAUGCUCUGGAUAAGGCCGUCGAGCGAAGAGACCAGUUCAAGGAUUCCAACCGCAUUAACUACUGCGAGGCUAAAAAGCUUGAGCAGGAGUUGGCUGCGAGUAGACAAGAGACUACAACCUUGGAGGGUCAUAUCGAGAAGCUUGAACAGGCCAAUGCCAGCAAUUUGGAAAGCAAUCCGUUGGUGACCCAUAGUAGAAAGAAUCGUUUCCCCGUGGUCAGUAAUCAGAGGAGUUUAGAUAGUGGUGCCAGUUCAUCUGAGAUUGAUGAAAGAUUGGUUUUUAAAGAUGAGAGUUCUCUUGACGGUGGAGGCAAUGGUGCUUCUGAAUUGGCAGAAGUUCCUAGCGUUGUAUUACAUUCUUCGGAUGUCAAGCGUGAGAUAAUGAUGCUUUCUAUACCUGUUAUUGCGGGGCAAGCACUUGAUCCUUUAGCACAGCUUAUGGAGACUGCUUACAUUGGUAGAUUAGGCUCUCUGGAGUUGGGUUCAGCUGGUGUUUCUGUGAACAUCUUUAACUACAUUUCAAAGCUAUUUAAUAUUCUUCUUCUCAGUGUUGCCACUUCUUUUGUUGCUGAAGACAUUUCAAGAAGUGAAAAUAAUUCUUCUGCUUCAGAGACGCACUUUCUAAACAACAGUAGCAAUGGUAGUAGACCUUUUGAUGUAAUAGCAGAAAGAAAACAAUUACCAUCCGUGUCCACAACUUUACUUCUAGCUGUUAUGAUUGGUACUUUUGAGGCUUUAGCCUUGUCUUUGGGAUCUGGCUUGUUUCUAAAUAUCAUGGGAAUAUCAUCGGAUUCACCCAUGCGGGCUCCUGCUCAUCGUUUUCUUUCACUAAGGGCUCUCGGUGCUCCUGCUGUUGUAGUGUCUUUGGCUCUUCAAGGAGUUUUCCGUGGGUUUAAGGAUACAAAAACUCCUGUUUUAUGUCUAGGUAUUGGGAAUCUUUUAGCCGUGAUUUUGUUUCCCAUACUUAUGUAUUCUUUCCAAAUGGGUGCAACUGGUGCAACAAUUUCCAUAGUUGUGUCUCAAUAUGUUGUCACCUUCUUAAUGCUAUGGUUUCUAAAUAAAAGAGCAAUACUACGGCCUCUAAAGAUGGGAUCAUUACAAUUUGGAGGAUACAUAAAAUCUGGUGGUUUUCUUCUUGGAAGAACUCUUGCUGUUCUAACAACCAUGACUUUGGGGACAUCAAUGGCUGGUCGUUAUGGCCCAGUUGCAAUGGCUGCUCAUCAGAUAUGCUUACAAGUAUGGUUGGUUGUUUCGCUUCUGGUUGAUGCCCUGGGUGCAUCUGCACAUGCUUUGACUGCAAGUUAUAUGUCUAAAGGUGACUAUAAGACAGUGAGGGAAAUUGCUCACUAUGUGCUGAAGGUUACUUUCCCGAUUGCCCUGUCUCCUGAAACUGUGUUGGCAGUCCACUUAUUUUUACUUUUUAAAGCCCCGCAAGUGCCAAGGACUAAGGGCUUAUUGAAAGCAGUAGACUUGGCACGGAUGGGCUUCGAGAGAGGUGAUGGGAUUCACUGCAAUAGAAAGGUUCAUAAGUUGUUCUAUUGGAUAAAAAAUGACAAUGAUGAGAUACGGGGGCCACAUGCUUCUCUGAUUUCUUUGAGUUUCAAUACAUGGUAUGUUUCCUAUUCUAUUACUAAGAAUGGUAAAACUGAUAUUGAUUGA
Humulus lupulus (European hop) is the source of this 2055-nucleotide messenger RNA. Its product is annotated as protein DETOXIFICATION 45, chloroplastic-like. Gene Ontology annotation, cellular component: chloroplast; membrane. The record is from RefSeq and is a predicted model, not a curated record. Gene Ontology annotation, biological process: transmembrane transport. The coding region runs from base 1 to 2055 and encodes 684 amino acids. Gene Ontology annotation, molecular function: xenobiotic transmembrane transporter activity; antiporter activity. The transcript has 15 exons. NCBI's taxonomy places the organism in Eukaryota, Viridiplantae, Streptophyta, Magnoliopsida, Rosales, Cannabaceae.